UCUUUAUAAUUUUCUUCCAAUUCUCUCUCUUUCUUUUCCUCUUUAAUUUCUUAUGGUUGACUGACCAUUUAUUAGCUAGACUAUUACACUUGUUGAAAAUAUCAUUCACAUUUCUCCAUUUUUCCUCCCCAUCUAUGUACUACAUAUUUUUUCCGUUGUAAAAUAAGUGAAACACUUCCUUUUUUAUGUGAGAGUUUUUUGCGACAACUAUUUCACUUAUAUAUAUAUCCCUCUAUUUAAAAGAAACCGUUGCCUCUUUUUCUUCCUCAAUAUAUUUUUCCAAAAUGGCAUACACUAACAGCCUCCAUAGCUCUUCCCUAGGUUUCUGGGAUCUACACAAUCUUGGAUUUCUCAACGCAGACAUAACAUCUUCUUCAGAUCAUAUGGAGAACAAUGCAGCAUCAUUAAUGUUACCAACUUCAGAUUAUAAUUACUCUAAUAAUUUCCUCUCAACGGGUUACUUAGAAGAUGCUUUGUUUGAGUUUAGUGUUCGUUUUAAAAGAAGACGAGUAAUGCUUUCUUCAAAUGUUUAUGGUGAUUAUGAUCAACAUCAUCAACAUCAUCAUCAUCAUCAUCAUGAUCAUCAUGAUGAUGAACAUACUCACUUUGAUGAUCUUAGUUAUUGGAGUAAUUGGUUUGCAAACUAUAGCAUGCAAACAGAAGGUCAAGAAUUCAGCCAUGCAAGUUUGCUUACUCAUCAUGAUGACAUGCAUUACUCCUUAGGGGAAUUUGUGGAGAAACCAGUGAAGGGAAUGUACGAGGAAGUAGUAAAUUAUCAAGAGACGAACACAUUACUACUAGAGAAAGCAAUUACGAGUUCUCCAAAGAUUAUGGACUUGUCUUCUUUCUCCAAAAGAACUUCUUUAAAAUCAAAGUUCACAAACUUUGCUUACAAUAGUGACACCAAUUCUACUGAUUCUUCUUCUAUUUCUGUUGUUACAACAGAUGAUGAGAGGGAAAAGAGGAAAAUGAAGGAGGUGAACACAACUAAGAUGGUAUACCCAUUUGGUCUAGUAAAGCCAGGAGGAGAAGAAGGGGAUAUAACUCUCAAAGACAUCAACAGAAGGAUACUAAUGCCUCCUACUAGACCACUUAAACACCCUGUGGGGGACUUUGCUUGCCGCCCCGCCGUGUCGCGCCACGGCCCUGGCUUAUCCGGCAAGGCCGUGGUGGCCUUAACCAAAAUUCACACCCAAGGUAGGGGUACCAUUACCAUCAUUAGAACCAAGGGUUGACAAAUUGUUAAGGGUGAGAAAAACAAAAUGUAGAUAUAAGUAUCAUGUAUACUAUUAAAUUCUAUUGUACUAUCAUUAGUUGUCAAGAAUGUCAAUCUUCUUUUGACUUAGAUAACUUAGUUUAAGAUAAUUAAUCUCUAGAGUGUAUAUAUAGGUUGGAUAGCUUUAGUAACGAAGUACAUCUCUCUUCUAAUUUCUUAGCUAUGAAUAUGAUGUAAUACAUUAUUUCUUUAUUUAUUAUAUAUGGUACGUAACGAAAUUCACAUGACUAA
This is a messenger RNA of Beta vulgaris subsp. vulgaris (sugar beet), 1507 nucleotides long. RefSeq lists its product as uncharacterized. Gene Ontology annotation, biological process: male meiotic nuclear division; female meiotic nuclear division. Lineage: Eukaryota; Viridiplantae; Streptophyta; Magnoliopsida; Caryophyllales; Amaranthaceae. The transcript is spliced from 5 exons. The record is from RefSeq and is a predicted model, not a curated record. Bases 285 to 1235 code for a protein of 316 amino acids.